UUUUAGUUUUUGAUAGGAUGAAUAAAUUAUAUUAAUUAUCUAAACAUUUUCAAACAAAAUGUAGUUUCAACCGUACUGAUCAUUCGACUUAACGGACUCUUUGUCUUUCAAUCAAGUUGUGUUGGGCAAACUCAUAAUUACGGAAUGUGGCUUUACUCUACUUUUUUACUGUUCCUUUACCUAUAAGGCCCAUCCACUCACUCUCUAUGGUUGCUUCAAUAGUCUCUAGUCUCAUCUUUUCAGCAUCAGUUCCACUCAUCUAGCAACUAAUUAACACUGUCUAUUCCACAACUAGCUGCCAGUAUUAGCCUUUUCUCUUCAAAGAUUGCAUCCUUUUCUUCUCUUGUGAGGUUCUAAUGGAGGCAGAUGCUGCUGAAGUGAAGGCAAAGAUGGAAGACUAUGAAAUUAUUGAGCAGAUUGGAAGAGGACCUUUUGGUUCUGCUUUUCUUGUUCUUCAUAAAACUGAAAAAAAGAAGUAUGUGUUGAAGAAGAUUCGGUUGGCCAAGCAGACAGAGAAGUUUAAGCGCACAGCUCAUCAGGAGAUGAACUUGAUUGCGAAGCUAAAUAACCCUUACAUUGUGGAGUACAAGGAUUCUUGGGUAGACAAGGGAAACUGUGUAUGCAUAGUAACAGGCUACUGUGAAGGAGGAGACAUGGCUGCAAUUAUAAAGAAGGCCAGAGGAAUAUUUUUCCCAGAGGAGAAACUCUGCAAGUGGUUGGCUCAAUUGUUGCUAGCUGUGGACUACUUGCAUUCUAACCGUGUCCUUCACAGAGAUCUAAAGUGUUCCAACAUAUUCCUUACAAAGGAAAAUGACAUUCGCCUUGGUGACUUUGGACUUGCAAAGCUUCUCAACACAGAAGACCUUGCUUCUUCGGUAGUUGGUACCCCUAAUUACAUGUGUCCCGAGCUCCUAGCAGAUAUACCUUAUGGCUACAAAUCAGACAUAUGGUCACUUGGAUGCUGUAUGUUCGAAAUUGCAGCACAUCAACCAGCAUUUAGAGCUCCUGAUAUGGCUGGACUUAUCAACAAAAUAAACAGAUCCUGCAUUUCUCCUCUUCCAAUUGUGUAUUCCUCCUCGCUGAAACAAAUUAUUAAGAGCAUGCUGAGGAAGAACCCAGAACACAGACCAACGGCUGCAGAAUUAUUGAGGCAUCCACAUUUGCAACCACAUCUCCUCCGUUGCCGCAAUGCAUCUUCAGUUUUUCUUCCAAUAUAUCCCAUAAGCAACUCAAAGGAGAAAACCAGAAGAAAAUCAUUGCCUGCCAAACUCAGUGUUGGCAAAGACAACAGAGACAAGAACGUUGGUGCAUCAAAGCAGCCAGAAUAUGAAUAUCCAUUUGAGAGAAAUGCUGAAGCACAACGAAGCAAUUUACCUCAGAAUGACAAGCCAACAUCAAUGUCUAGCACAGAAUACAGCCUGGAAAACAAGACGGUUGAUCCUGCAAGCUGUUCAGUGGAAGUAUCUGAUGGUCCUAAAGACAGCUCCACUGAUUCUGAAACAAGUGUUUGCAAUGGAGAGAAGCAAGCAGAUUAUAGCAGUCCACCUCAAAAGGAUGGCACAGAAAUUGAGUCUACCUCAGAAAGCAUCCCAAAUUCUCAGCAUGAAGCAGAUUGUAGCGGUCCACCUCAAAAGGAUGGCACUGAAAUUGAGUCUACCUCUGAGAGCAUACCUAAUUCUCAGCAUGAAGAAGAAGAACCCAGUGCUGUGCGUUUUCAAGAUUUGCAAGAGGUUGAUGUCAAAAUUGUGACCUCAAAGGAUCAAGCAACAUUUUGCAGCGGACAAUUUCCUGAAGAAGUUCAAACAGAGUGGAAGGGUGAUACAGUAGAUGAAACCAGGAAACUGGAAAUGCCUAGUCUGAGUUGUGCCAAUCAUGAUGCCGCCUCUGAUGAUAAAAGCCCACCAUCAACUGUAAAUGAACCUUAUGCAGAGGCCUUACAGAAACCAGAAAGUCCUGAUGUAUACACAGAAAGUACUCAUAUAGAGUACUUUUCAUCUGAAAGUAAUGAUGUGCUUCCAUGUAAAGAUGAAAUACAAGCAAAACCAGAAAACAACAAUUGCUCCAUGGACACAGAGAAAGAUGAUAUUCAUGCAAUGACUGAUGCACAAUUGCUGAGUAAACUUGCUGCACUGACAGGCGAUGAAGCCAAGAGCGAGUGGGAGAAUCCAAGUCAACAAAGAGCUGAUGCUCUAGAGUCUUUGCUAGAGCUAUGUGCACGGCUACUUAAACAGGAAAAGAUCGAUGAGCUUGCUGGUGUGCUAAAGCCAUUUGGAGAAGAAAUGGUCUCAUCCAGAGAAACAGCAAUCUGGUUGACAAAAAGCCUCAUGUCUCAACAAAAACUUAAUGAAGGGACCUGAUAUUUGAGGUGAUUACAACUAAUUUAUUCAUUGUUGUGAGAAAAAUGUACCUAGUUAAUUGUGUUUGACAUAUAGUGUGUUUUUCCAGAGUGUUGUUUGAUUGGAGAGUACUACUUGAAACAUUUUUACGGAUUGUUUUAGUGCUGGCUUUGAUGGAAAUAAACUCCUGAGAAAAGAAAAUAGCAUCUUUACAAUUUGGAGAACUAUGUUGUCAAGUGGGUCAGAAGGCACCAAAUGAUCAAAUGGCUAAACCUAAAUUAAUGCA
Messenger RNA from Populus euphratica (Euphrates poplar), 2622 nucleotides. RefSeq names its product serine/threonine-protein kinase Nek6-like. Gene Ontology annotation, cellular component: cortical microtubule. The transcript is spliced from 14 exons. The coding region runs from base 357 to 2357 and encodes 666 amino acids. Gene Ontology annotation, molecular function: protein serine/threonine kinase activity; ATP binding. Gene Ontology annotation, biological process: protein phosphorylation; microtubule-based process. Lineage: Eukaryota; Viridiplantae; Streptophyta; Magnoliopsida; Malpighiales; Salicaceae. The record is from RefSeq and is a predicted model, not a curated record.